AUGGCCUCUUCUUUAUUUACGGCCAUCAUCACCACACUCGCGAAGUUCGGACUGCCAUCGUAUACAUCUCCACCCAUAAAAGACUUUUCCUCGAUAGAUACCCUCUCUUAUGAUGCAGCUGCUUCUAAGACGGACCGCCCUCUCGUCACAUACGUGUACAGCGAAAGCAAAGAGGCGCGGCGGAACCUGCAAUUCUUCAUCGCCCAUGGGCUCCACGCCGCAGCAGACUUUGUCUUCAUUUUCAAUGGCGAGACCGACGCAGACUCUCUAGUCCCCGAUGCCCCGGGAAUCCGAUCCGUCCGCCGGCCGAAUACCUGCUACGACCUCGGCUCGCAUGCUGAGGUUCUUUCGAAGGAUGACUUAUGGCGACGGUACAGCCGGUUCAUAUUAAUGAAUGCCAGCGUGCGCGGACCAUUCAUGCCAACUUGGGCUGAUGGUAUCUGCUGGACGGAGCGAUUGCUGUCAAAGAUUACACGCGAGCUUGCCGGUAUCUCGAUCAACUGCUGGCCAACGCCACACGUACAGUCCAUGGUCUGGGCGACGGACAGUGAAGGUCUUUCUCUUCUAUUGCACCCACCUGCAACAAGCCCACGGCAUGACGAAUGGAUGGAAAUACUCUUUUCGCACGCAGAUGACUUCCCACGCCCAGACGACUACCAGCCGAGCGGCCCUGACUGGUUCGAGAAAGGGCUAUCACAAUGCUUCGCCAAUCGUCAGGAGGCCGUGCAGGGCGAGAUCUCAGCCACAGGCAUUAUCCUCGGCGCUGGCAAGAAGGUAGACACCCUUCUCACUCAGUACCAAACCUCGCGGGAGCAUAAUGCCACAUCAUUCUGUGAGCCGCUUGGAGCAUGGGACCCUCAAGCGGAGGGUAAUUACGGCGGUGGGAGCAUUCAUCCCUUCGAGACGAUGUUCAUAAAGACCAACAGGGGACUCAGCCCGGAACUCAUUGAGAGUUUGAGUGGCUGGACGGAUCAGAUGGAAUAUUCCAGUUAUAAACAAUGCUCAUAG
Messenger RNA from Diaporthe amygdali, 1008 nucleotides. RefSeq lists its product as uncharacterized. The coding region runs from base 1 to 1008 and encodes 335 amino acids. The record is from RefSeq and is a predicted model, not a curated record. NCBI's taxonomy places the organism in Eukaryota, Fungi, Ascomycota, Sordariomycetes, Diaporthales, Diaporthaceae. The transcript is spliced from 3 exons.